AUACGGUACAACCGCGGUGCAUUGUGGGACACAGAGUAAGAUGGAAGCGGCCACCACGAGCAUGUCGAAGCCUCAAUAACAAACCCUUGUCUUUAUAUACCUCCGCAUGAGACAAUUAUACAUGUUUUGUUGGUGUCAUAAAAACAGCUUCCACUAGAACACGAUCCCUACUGGACACAGAAACUGGUGUUGUGCUGCUGUAGAAAACUUCAAAGAUGUUUGGACUAGGAGGGCUUCUGAGAGCUGGAACGUCCUUCUGUCAGUCUGCUGGGGCUGUACUCCAAACAACCAGGACCAUUUCUACUGGUACAUGCUGCCAGAUCAGGAUGCAUGCCAUCCCUGAGCCAAAGAAGGUGGACAGGUGGACUGAAAAGCGGAGCAUGUUUGGAGUAUAUGAUAACAUAGACAUCUUAGGGGACUUUAAGGCUCACCCCAAAGACCUCAUCAUUGCUCCCAGCUGGCUGAAGGCUUUCAAAGGCAAUGAACUGCAGCGUCUGAUUAGAAAGAAGAAGAUGGUGGGAGACAGAAUGAUGACCUUGGACAGACACAACUUGGAGAAGAGGAUUCGCUUCCUUUACAGACACUUCAACCGCUACGGCAAACACCGCUAAAGUAGAAGACAGUGCUGGGAAAUACUUUGAAUGAGCCUGUAAGGACUGCUCAAGUCGUACUGAGUGAUUUGUCAAAGUGCUGUUUAUUACCACAUUUUCUAAUUUAUCUUACUCAGAUAUCUAUAAAUCCAUACUUUACUUUCUGUAUUUCUGUUUGUUGAUUUGUUUUAAUAUCUGAUUCACUUCUAAUUUUCUUGAAAAGCUCAAAAUAUAUCGUAUAAAAGCCUAAAAAACUAUUGUAAAGAUGAACUGAGUGAUGUUUUAUCCCUUCUAACAAACUCUCAUAGCUCUGAGACAGCCUGUGCUCUGUUGUAUUAGAUGCUAUGAUAGUCUUUUUCAAAAGACGUCAGAGAUAAGAACUCUUACAAAGUCCAAAGAACUAUUCAAACAAUAAAUAAAUGUUGAGUUUGCUUAA
This is a messenger RNA of Notolabrus celidotus (New Zealand spotty), 1026 nucleotides long. It is a transcript of the gene mrpl51, whose product is annotated as mitochondrial ribosomal protein L51. Gene Ontology annotation, molecular function: structural constituent of ribosome. Gene Ontology annotation, cellular component: mitochondrial large ribosomal subunit. The record is from RefSeq and is a predicted model, not a curated record. The transcript has 4 exons. The coding region runs from base 216 to 611 and encodes 131 amino acids. Gene Ontology annotation, biological process: translation. NCBI's taxonomy places the organism in Eukaryota, Metazoa, Chordata, Actinopteri, Labriformes, Labridae.